UAAAGCAGAGGGCUAGAGACAGCCAGCCGUUGGGUGGAGUUUGAGUUGGGCGCUGGGAUUUCUCUCUCCCUCACUCACUCCUGCUCGCCUCUUUCACUUCUCACCGACGGGAGAGAGAGAGAGGAGAUCAGGAGAGAGAGAAAGAGAGCUGUUCAUCUUCCGCUUCAAUCUCCUGCAUUUCCUUCGGAUCUCCAUCGGCAAGAAAGAUCGGUGCAAGAUGUUGGGCGGACUCCUCUCCAGGGUGCUCCUGUUGGCCUUUGGUUACGCUUAUCCUGCUUAUGAAUGCUACAAGACAGUGGAGCUGAACAAGCCAGAGAUCGAGCAGCUCAUUUUUUGGUGUCAAUAUUGGAUUUUAGUUGCACUGUUAACAGUCUUGGAAAGAUUUGGGGAUGCUUCUAUAUCAUGGUUACCACUGUACUCAGAAGCCAAGCUGAUGUUCUUUAUAUACUUAUGGUGCCCAAGGACAAAGGGAACUACCUAUGUCUAUGAGACCUUCUUUAGGCCAUACAUCUCACAGCAUGAGAAUGACAUCGAUCGUAAUAUUCUUGAGUUUAGAGCAAGAGCUAGUGAUAUGCUUAUUGUUUACUGGCAGAAGUCUGCAACUCUAGGACAAAAUACAUUCUUUAACAUUUUGAAGUAUUUUGCUGCACAAUCACCAUCUCAGUUAUCAAGGACACACCCUUCACAGCAAUCACAGCCAAAAAAACAGCAGAAAUCACAACCCCAAGAGCAGCAACAGGUGCCACAGAAGCAACCAACAACCCUUCGCAGAGCAGCCUCUGCUGCUGCUAGACAAGCAGCAGUUACGCAGCAGUCACAGGAGACACAGACUGCUCCAUCAACAUCCAAGAUCAGGCGUCUAACAACUUCAAAGUCUGCUCCAGUGGCACCCACAAAGUCCAUCCCAGUUGCAAAUACAGCAAAACUUGCUGAGGAAACCAAGACCAAUAGAGUAAAAUUGGCAGCUGAGGAUGCACCAGCUCCAGCCAAUAAUGCGGAUGCGCCAAUCUAUGAUACUGAUGCCUCACCACUCCCUGAGGCUGAAAUGGAUGACAUGGUCAUCGAUGAGGGUAAUGUCGCUAUUGAAGACAUUACAGGGCUUGAUGCUACUCCAGAGAAGACACCAAUGGAGGAGGCGAUCCGAGUGACCCGUGCAAGGCUAAGGAGGCGUGUUGCUACUGGAACCACUGCUGCUGCUUCUAUCCCUGCAGUAAAUUAAGAUCUGUUUCUAUGUUCAAUCUUUUCUUAAGCUUUAGGUUGGUGUUUUCUCUGAUGGCAGGAGAUGUCCUGGUUGAAUAAUUGCUUUAGAGCCGCUUCCUUCAGAACUUCUUCUGCCUGUUAUGGUAGUGCUAAUGUUGUUGGAAGCUGUAAAUAUUAGAUGGCAUGUGUACAUAGGUACGGUCACUGUCAUCAUGGACAAGUGAAUUACAAAUUUGCUGAACACUUCAA
Phragmites australis (common reed) is the source of this 1449-nucleotide messenger RNA. RefSeq names its product HVA22-like protein i. The transcript is spliced from 7 exons. Bases 218 to 1219 code for a protein of 333 amino acids. Lineage: Eukaryota; Viridiplantae; Streptophyta; Magnoliopsida; Poales; Poaceae. The record is from RefSeq and is a predicted model, not a curated record.